AUGGUUCUGCUUCCAUGGGAGCUGGAGGAAGAUAUACUGUCUCGGCUUCCACCUCGAUCUCUUGUUCAAUUCAGAUCGGUUUGCAAACGAUGGAAUGCUCUUUUUGAUGUUAAAAGUUUCAACAAGGACCAGUUCGCUCGUGCUCGUCCUCAGUUCAUCUUCAUUACCGAUUCCAAGAUUUAUUCGAUAGAGAUCAUCGGUCUCGACGGCGUUGAUCCAACGAUUAAGUUACAUGUGCUAGACUCCUCUGGUAUCCCUUACCGUGAAUGGAAAUUUGCUUACUUAACCAUCACUGCUUGCGAUGGCCGAUGGAUUAAAUGGAUCGAGUACGAGAAUAAAGGUUUCAAUGUAUGUGGCGUAGGAUACGAUAAUACUAGGCCUGAGAAGGUUUACAAAAUCUUGGAGUAUUUAGAGUGUCGCCGUGAAGAGAGCUCGAACGCAUGCUACCAGAGAGUUGCGAUCUACGAGUGUGCCUCUCAUGCGUUCAAGUUUAUUGAUACUUCUAACAAGGUCUGGUUCAUAAGCGAUGUUCAACGAUACAGUGUGUGCUUGAACGGAAAUCUCUAUUGGCUUUCUUUUGAUGACUUUCGCAUCCUAUGCUUUGAUUUCUCGAGGGAGAUAGUCAAACCCUUUUGUCUCCUUCCGUGUCGGAAGUUUGAUAAAUGCGAUUUACUUGCCCUCCAAGUUUUCAAGGGAGAUAGGUUAUCCUUGUUAAAUCAAUGUUGUAAGACAAGGACGAUUGAGAUUUGGGUUACGAAGAAGAAGAUUGAUUCUAGUAACAACAAUGGAUCAGACGAAGUUGUGUGGAUUAGCUUGUUGACUUUGCCACCAAAUAACUUGCCAAACUUAUUUAUUGUGUGUUAUGGCAUUAGUUACUUCAUCUAUGACAAGACCACCUUAAUCAUUUAUUGUGAAGACGAGAACACUUCAGCGGCUUGCAUCUAUAUCAUCAGGGGGGAUUUGUUCAAGAAGUUUGAAAUUGAUUCCUCUGCUUUCUUUUGUUAUCACUGUGUUUAUGCUCCCAAUUUUAUCCCUCUUCCUUUAAUGUAA
Molecule: messenger RNA, 1050 nt
Organism: Arabidopsis thaliana (thale cress)
Lineage: Eukaryota; Viridiplantae; Streptophyta; Magnoliopsida; Brassicales; Brassicaceae
Product: F-box family protein
Exons: 2
Coding region: 1-1050 (349 amino acids)
Source: RefSeq, marked reviewed